Molecule: messenger RNA, 4446 nt
Organism: Columba livia (rock pigeon)
Lineage: Eukaryota; Metazoa; Chordata; Aves; Columbiformes; Columbidae
Product: acyl-coenzyme A thioesterase 1
Exons: 4
Coding region: 430-1854 (474 amino acids)
Biological process (GO): fatty acid metabolic process; acyl-CoA metabolic process
Molecular function (GO): fatty acyl-CoA hydrolase activity
Source: RefSeq, a predicted model, not a curated record
ACGGCCAGGGUCGCUUGCCGGCGGGCAGGAGCCCCUGCGCUGCCGGGGCUGCCCCAUCUCUGUGCGGUCGCUCACACACAGACUCUUCCCUGUCAUGACAAUGAAUCCCAACAGCUCGGUGGCUCAUCAACACCUCUGCCCGCCCUUCCCGCACGUCCCGCCGUCCGCAUCCACCGCUCCGCGCUGGGAAGCCCGGGGGGACACCGAGGAGGAGUUCCCUGGUCCAAGACGUCUCUCAGACCACGGGCUGUUUGUCAGAUAACUCUCCACAGCGGGCAGGGAAGAAGGCAGGCGGGGCGAGAGACCUGCAGUCCUCUCCUCCCGCCGGGGCAAGACAGCGGCGCUCCGGGACCGCCCGCGCCACAACAGUCCCGGCCCCGCGGGGAACCGUUGCGGAAUCUGCCCGCCGAGGCGGAAGCGGCGCGGGCCAUGUGGCGGGUCACUGCCCUCGCCCUGUGCCGGGCGAGCUCCCGUGACUGCCAGAGGCGGCUGCGCUGGCCCGGCCUCAGCCCCGCGCCUGGAGCCCCGCGUCGCCGCAGCCCCGCGCUGACCCCCGGGACGGCCGUAGCCCGCGGCCUUUCCGCCAUGGCCCCCUCCGUCCGCCUCUCGCCCGCCGCCCGCAGCCUCUUCGAUGAGCCGCUGGCCAUCGCCGUGCAGGGCCUCGGCCCGCGGCAGCAAGUCACGCUGCGGGCGUCCUUGCGGGACGAGUCGGGCGACCUCUUCCAGGCCUGCGCCCGCUACCAGGCGGAGGACGACGGGGAGCUGGACCUCGGCCGCUGCCCCGCGCUGCCGGGAGGCAGCUUCUCCGGCCUGGAGCCCAUGGGGCUGCUCUGGGCUUUGCAGCCCCAGAAGCCGUUCCGGCGGCUGGUGAAGCGGGACGUGCAGAGCCCCUUCCUCCUGCAGCUGGAGGUGUUUGAGGGCCACGGGGACCCCCCCGGGCGGCUCCUGGCCCAGGCGCAGCAUGAACGGGCGUUCCUGCGGGAUGGGGUGCGGAGAGUCCCGGUGCGAGAGGGGAGGAUCCGGGCGGCACUUUUCCUGCCUCCCGGAAAUGGACCCUUUCCAGGAAUUAUUGACUUGUAUGGAGCCGGAGGAGGACUCCCUGAAUAUAGGGCAUGCCUGCUGGCUAACCAUGGCUUUGCUGUGCUGGCUCUGGCUUUCUACAGAUAUGAAGAUCUCCCCAAAGAGAUGAAGGAAGUACACCUGGAGUAUUUUGAAGAAGCCAUAAACUAUAUGUUACAACACACCGAGGUUAAAGGUCCUGGGAUUGGCUUGCUUGGAAUCUCAAAGGGGGGUGAACUCUGCGUCUCCAUGGCCUCCUUCCUAAAAGGCAUCACAGCCACUGCCCUUAUCAAUUGCUCAGUGGCAAAUAUGGGCGCGGUGCUGCGCUACAAGGACAUCACCAUUCCACCCCUUGGUGUCGAUGCAAAACGCAUCAAGGUCGACAAGUCGGGGAUUGCUGAUAUUGUCGAUGCACUGAACAACCCUUUAGAAGGGCCUGACCGCCAAAGCUUUAUCCCUUUGGAGAAGGCCACGUGUCGCUUCUUGUUCAUUGUUGGCCAGGAUGAUCGCAACUGGAAAAGUGAGUUCUUUGCAGUUGAGGGGAGCAAACGUUUGCAAGCUCACGGGAAGGAAAAGCCUGAGAUAGUCUGUUAUCCUGGAGCAGGGCACUACAUUGAACCCCCCUUUUUCCCAAUGUGUGCAGCCUCAAUGCACUUGCUAGUUGGCAGGCCUGUGAUGUGGGGAGGGGAGCCCAAGGCACACUGUGAGGCACAGAUAGAUGCUUGGCAGCAGAUCCAAAACUUCUUCCGCAAACAUCUAACGGGCAAGCCAUCUGAAACACCCAGUAUGCUGUGAUGUGAGUUAGGUCACCUUACAGAUGAAGAUGCUGGUGUCCUAUAUUUGUUUUAUUACAUGGGUCUGAAUGAGAAUAAAGAACACCAGAGAAUAAGCUAUUGUGUUUCCUAGAGGACGAUAGUGGGCAAAAGCAUAAGAGCUUCCUUUUAACACCCUUCUCUAACCUUGGUUAGGGGUCUUGACCUCCUCUUGUGUAGUAUGGGGUUACAAACUGUGGAAAAAAAAUUGUGGUAAGGCUGUGUCUGCUUUGAAUGUGAAUUCAAGUGGAAGGUAACUCAGCUGAGAUUUGGGAUGAAAAUUUGCUUUUGCUUUCUCAGAGGAAACAUGUUGUAUGCAUUGCUCUUACCACAGCCAGCUUCAUGCUCUAUAUUUUUCUGAAAGAAGCUGUUCUCUCUUCCUGCCUCCAGAAAUCUUUCUAUUCUCCAUAUGCACUUCCUUCUCCUUCAUGGCUCCUUUCUCUUCUCCCACAUCACUGAAAUGCAUGUCUUAACACUUAACACCUAAAUAUUUUACUCGCCAAAAGCAGCAGUACUGUGCCUGCAUUCUCAGGUAACCUAUCUCCCAUCUGAAUGACAACGCAGUCAUUGGUCCCAGCCAGCACAGGUUCAUGAAGCAAAAAUCUUGCCUGACCAACUUAAUUUCAUUCUACGACAAGGUUACCCACCUAGCUGACCAAGGGAAGCCCGUCAACAUGAUCUUUAUGAAUUUCGGUAAAGCCUUUGAUACUAUCUCUCACAGUAUUGUGGCAGAAUGCACCCUGCCCCCGCUCUCCCCCUCCCUCCUUCAGUAUGGAAAGGAGUAGGCACAUCUCCCUCUCCCUCUGCUGUUUGAGGCUAACGGCUUCUUUUGUUUGGCCCCAGAGCAGCCUGGCCAGGGCGGUUAGGAGAAGGGAGUGCCAAGGCGCCAGGGAGCCGCUGGGCGCCCGCGGCGAGUGUGGGGGAUAUUUGGAGGCUUCAGGGGCACCCCACAUCCAGGGUGGGGGUGCAGAGAAGCUUCUGGAAUGCCUGCAGUCAGAUCUGAUCAGGCUAUAAAUAAAAAAUGGGACUCUCGUCGAGACUCCGCCCUUCGUCGCGGAUCUCUUGGAGCCGAGCAAGAUGCUGCUGCCGAGAGCCCCUCCCGGGAUGGAGACUCCGCUUGCCUUGCUGCUACGUGUGACUACCAGGUGGUGCCAUAAAUAACAGGACUACCGGAUGGUGUCAUAAAUAACAGGACUCCCGGAUGGUGCCACAGAUAAUAGGACUCCCAGAUGGUGUUACAGAUAACAAAGCGCUCGGAUGUUGCAACAGAUAACAAAAGUUCCAGAGACGGAAAUUCCCAGCACGUAAACGAACGCACAACGUAUAUAAGCACAUACGAAAGGUUGAUUUGGUGUGCCUGUUGGCGGAACUGGGCUUCCCCCGGUCACCCAGCGCUGUUUUGCCUAAUUACCGCUUGCUAAAUAAAAUCGAUUGAUUGACUCAGAAUCGAUUUAUUGGCUCUUAUUUAUAACAGCAGGAUUGCGAGUGUACACUUUCCGUACUCAAUACUGUGAAAAAUGCAGUUGUGAUUCGUGCUAAGAUGUUUAAUGUUUACAGAUAUAACCAAAUGAGGCACGGGCUCUGAACUUGGAAAAAAGUGGUUAAGUUCUAUGUAAAAAGUUAUGAAACUUGCUUAUGAAGUUAUAUUGACAGAGGGAACUAACAUUUUAAGGGUUAACUAAACUUAUAAUGGGUGCCUGCUAACAAGCUAACACUUUAAGGCUUAGUCACACAAUAAAUGCUUAGUUUAGAGCUUUAUGUUAAGAAGAACAGAACCCCAUCGAAUGCCAAGAUAAGAAGUUUUACUGCACCUAGCUGUAAACUUGAGGAGACAAGAUAACGAAGAUUUACAGCAAAAGGGGGCGCCAGUCUGGUUUCAUUCAACUUGGCAGCUUGGGUCCCAGUCAAUUCAACAUAAUGAGCCAAAGGUAAAAAGUUCACUGUGACGAAGCUGAAGGAGCCUUCAUCCAAAGACCCCCAAAGACCCCUCCUCAAAUUCACCAAGUGGCACUGCGCAGGUGCAACAGGGGAGGGUCUAUGGAAAUGGUUAUCUGAGACUCAUUUUAAUCAGAAGCGGGGAAAGGUUAUGAAUAUGUAUAGGCGUUCCUGGGGUCAUUAUGAAUAUGUAAUACCUUACUGUAUUUAAGCACACUUCUUAUUGUUUAAAGGUGUGCGUGUUGGGCGGAGUGAAUCCCCCGCGCACCCAGCGCUGCUUUGCUUAUGCUCUAAUGAACACGUGUUUAAGGAAUACAAGGAAUUGGAUUAAAUGUUUUUUAUCCAUAGAAAAAGCGUAAGUUAUUUAUUUCAAUACGAGUACAUGUAUCUCUUUAAAAUAAUCCCACACUGUGUUGAGGCAAGUGUGUACUCUUCCUGGACUCAGGGACGGCUCCGGCAUUGUUUUGGUGAAACCACGUGCAUGCACACUGUGGACCUCCUGAAUGAUUAGUUGCUGCCCCUUAAUAAUUUUCCUCAACUGAUAUCCGAACCUGUAUUUAAGUCACUUUUGGAGUGCUAAAACCCUGUUUCUCACCAGUUUAAUAAAGGUUGUUUUGGACCCUGUUGUCCCUUAAAAUAA